AGGAGGGCAUGCGGGCGGCCCUCACGGCUGGUCUGGUGCACAGCGGCAGCGCGGAUCUGGAUGCCGCGUUCGUAAUCGGGGACGAGGAGGAGGAAGCAGGAAUGAUGUACGACAGCAAUGUACGACAGCAGCAGCAGCAGCCGGGAUGUACGACAACAACGUCAGGCGGCGGUAAAACUGGCGGAGGCCGUAACAGCCGAAGCGGGAGUAGCAGCGGUAGAGCGGUUCCGGAGCAUCGUCACCAGUAUCAGGCGCAUGCGGAGGCAGCUGCUGCUGCUGCCCCCCACCCCUGGCGUGCUGCAUGUCGUCGAGUGGCGGUUCGCGGUCUGGAGAUGUUUUGGAUGCAGCUGCGGGCGCUGCUGGUGCUGGGCAUGUUUGGGCUGGAGUGCUACUGGGCGUACAGCCUCAUACUGUACCGGGGGGGCUGGCAGCUCCUGGUGCUCAUCCCCAACUACCUGGAGCACACGCUGGGCGGUAUCGCCAUGCUGCGCGCCUUCAUGGCGGGCACGCACGGGCGCUGGAAGUACGUGGCGGCGGUGCCGGGGCUGCCCUUCACCAUGGCCUCCAUCUACCUCAUCUACGGCUUCCUCGCCUACCCGCUGGGCUGGGCGGACCUGGGGCCGGUGUCGUGGGACAAGUUCCUGGACCUGAUGGACUCGUGCGGUGUGCUGAGCAGCACCUGCUGGGCCAUCUUCUCCAGCCUGGCCUACUGGCGGGGCAACAGCGUGGCCACAUCCUACCAGUACUUCAACACGGACAUCUUUGUGGGUAUGAUGCUGAUGUGUUUCACCGACCUGCUCUCCACCGCCCACCACCUGGCUAGCUCGCUGCAGAUUCCCUUCAAGCAGUGGCUGCGGAAGGAGCUGGAUGUGCGCAGGGAGCCGGCGGGGCCGCAGAAGCCGCUGCGGCUGGUGGGGGAUGGAGACCUGUGAGGGGGGUGGGGGUGCCGGGGGCGAGGGAGGUGGGGGGGGAGGCGAUUCCCAGGGCAACCGAAGAAUUUUACUUGAAGCAUGGACGGACGGACGACGCAAGGGGGAUGUGAUUGGCGGGUAUUUAGGGGGCAAACAAGCCAACAUGCGAACCGAGUGUUGCUUGGCUGGGGUGCUGGGAGUGAUGUGCCUAGAGAGGGAAAGGCGUGCGUGCUGUGCUGGGUGCUGCAUGAUGUCAUCUUGCUGUACCCCCGAGCUGCAUCUGCCGUGAGUGGGUACGUGCGUUGGCCGUACGCACCUCUUCUUCCUUUGGCAAAGCGGUACAGGCUCUGUCUACCACACGGUAUCGUACACGUCACGGGAUCCUACUGAUGUAGGCUGCAUGUCUGUGCGUACGUAGGCUGGGAUGUGCAUAGGAGUGGAUGCGCUGGAGGUGGUGGCGGAUGGGUGGCGGUAACGUCGUGUGUGUCAGGGCGGCAGCAGUGGCGGCCCUUGUCAGUCGCAGUUACGGAGGAUGGCGGCGUAAGGGACGUGGGGCCGGAGGGGUGUUGCCACGCGACGCUUCCCCACCCCCGUUACCUUUGAGUGUACUAUGUUUUGGGUGUAUUGUGUUUUGAGUACCGUAAUAAAGCCACUUCUUGAAAACAUAAAGGGCACGGUAUUGGGUGCUAAUAAGGGCUAGAAGGGGCGUCUGAGAAGGGGCACAAAGAGACAGCUGCAGAGCUGGGUUGCACUGCUGCAACUGGAGUGUGGUGGGUCCCCGGGUGGCGGCUUCCCCCUGUGUUGCCCGCAGUUGUGUGUGUCAAGCAGCGAGGUGCCUGGGUUCUAUGCGUGCCUUAAUGGAAAGGGGGCACGAGGGUUAGGGAUUUCAUUUUGAAAGCGACUCUUGUGUGUUCGGGGUAUGCCGAUCUAGCCAAUUUAUUGAUUUCCAUGUCAGUGCCGCUUAAGUGGAAAUGGCUAGCCGGUCCUCAUUAAUUUCCAAGGACAGUUGCAUAUUACAGUCUGUUGUACAUAUUACAGUUACGUAUUGCAGUCUGAUGUACCACUUGUAUCGUGUGUGUUUAUGGUGUUUUGGGGAGCAAUCAAAGAGUCUUCCACGUUUGUUUUGGUUUAUUGAACCGACCG
Molecule: messenger RNA, 2054 nt
Organism: Astrephomene gubernaculifera
Lineage: Eukaryota; Viridiplantae; Chlorophyta; Chlorophyceae; Chlamydomonadales; Astrephomenaceae
Source: the annotation of a GenBank genome assembly